AAUUUUGAUUACCAGCAUCGAUUGAUGUGAGAAGAUACUGCAUCUCGGUAUAUUAAGAUGUGUAAGCUUGUCUUUUUUCAGUGUGAAUCGAGUUUCAGAGUCCGCGUCUGCAACUACGGGAUUCGUUUUAUAGUGUAAAAAUGAAUAAAGCAUCAGUGUUACUUUCUUUCGCCUGCGCUCUGUGUCUAUUUGUCGCCAGGAACGGUUGUGAAGCUGAAGUUAUUAACGACAUAGACACAGAUGUGAACAGAUUAGAUGUCGAUGAAGAUUUCAACCGAGUACCUUUGCCGUAUUUCAGGCCUCCGUGUUGUAAACAAAUUUACACGCCGUUGGACAAUGCAGAGACGAAUAGAUUAGAUGAAGAUGACGCAAAUUCGAUCGAUAUCGUACGACCUAUACCACCUCCACUGCCGUAUCUAGCACCGCCUCCAAUGCCGAUGUCCAUGCCAUCUGAAUCUGAGCGAUCGUUUCCAAUACCGAUACCCCCACCCCCGACUCCACCUGGCCAGUGGUUCGAUGCCGUUGUGUUCGUACCAAUGCAACCGAUGCAUUGAAAAAGAAUACACCGAUCUACGAUUCAAUUAUGUAAAACAACCAGAACCAAUAAAAACUCGAUCACUCAAAACUCCUCAAA
Messenger RNA from Nasonia vitripennis (jewel wasp), 634 nucleotides. RefSeq lists its product as uncharacterized. The transcript has 4 exons. The record is from RefSeq and is a predicted model, not a curated record. The coding region runs from base 141 to 554 and encodes 137 amino acids. NCBI's taxonomy places the organism in Eukaryota, Metazoa, Arthropoda, Insecta, Hymenoptera, Pteromalidae.